Colletotrichum orchidophilum is the source of this 204-nucleotide messenger RNA. RefSeq lists its product as uncharacterized. Lineage: Eukaryota; Fungi; Ascomycota; Sordariomycetes; Glomerellales; Glomerellaceae. The record is from RefSeq and is a predicted model, not a curated record. The annotation marks the transcript as partial. The transcript has a single exon.
AAUAAUAAAUUAAAUUAUAAAAAACUUAAACCUUUCGAAAUUAUUAAGAAAGUUUUAUUAAUUAAUUUUAAAUUAAAACUCUUAAAUACGAUACGAUACUACCUAAUCUUUUAUAUCUUACUCUUAAAACCGAUAUUUAAAAACUUAUAUAUAAAAAACCGCAUUAUUAUCGAACUUAAUAAACUAAAAUAUAAAUUCGAAUAA